Stereum hirsutum FP-91666 SS1 is the source of this 815-nucleotide messenger RNA. RefSeq lists its product as uncharacterized. The transcript is spliced from 2 exons. The record is from RefSeq and is a predicted model, not a curated record. Gene Ontology annotation, biological process: GPI anchor biosynthetic process. The coding region runs from base 4 to 765 and encodes 253 amino acids. Lineage: Eukaryota; Fungi; Basidiomycota; Agaricomycetes; Russulales; Stereaceae. Gene Ontology annotation, cellular component: endoplasmic reticulum membrane.
CCCAUGGCACAUCUCACAUCCUCCCUCUCCUCUCACCAAGGCUUCCACACCACCGUAUCCACAUCCCUCCACAUCCCAUCCUCCGAGUGGCCCAAACCCCCUCUCACCUCUCCCGCCUCCUCAUGCACCCUGCACCUGAACUUUGAGCUUCCAGAGCACGUCUUCGUAGACCCAUACGAGCUGCACCAUUAUAGCGAAUAUUAUUCGUUCCGUCUGUAUGGGGCUUCGAAUUUGGAGGCUCCGGUGUUUGCGGUGAAGGAGAAUGCGCCUGUGCUUCUUGUCACGCCUGUGCUAGGCAAAGGAAAUAGCACUGCGCGAGAAGAUGAGGAUGUCGAGUUUGAUGUUCCCCUGCAUUUGCGGUAUGGGGUUCCGUCUAUAGGCUCCAGCGAUUCGGAGGGUGUGGACGACGGGAUGAUCACGGUGUCGAUCCCAUCGCCGACAGCAUUUUGGGCAUGCGAACGAGAGACUGGUGAUUCAAACUCAGAGCACCUCUCAACCCGUCCCGAGGUCCUUCGGAAUUCACCGCUCAUCGCCCAAUCCUUCCCAGAUCCCUCGACCGCCCUCAUCCUCUUCUCGCCCUCUUCCCCUCUACCAAUCUCGCUAACAAUCCGAAUCCCAGUGGGACAUAUGCAGGAUAGAGGGAGUGUGGAAGCGGUGACAGUGCUCGUGGUGUUGUUUUCGUUUGUUUAUGUCGGUUGGAGGGCUUUGCGGACUACGAAACGGUUGGAUGAGAGUGUAUCUGUGUCGAAGGCAAAGAUGGAUUGAGCUUGAUUGUACUGAUGUUUUUGGGAUGCUUAGUUUUGUGAUGUAUACCC